GUAAUUGGGGAGGAAGUGGGUGUUCUCUGGGAGACACACAUUGUAAAUGGCUUUGCAGUACACGUUUUAAUACUGUGGGAUGUAUUCUCAGUGGGAGCCACUCCUACACGUGGAUAGCUGCUGCUGGCUUAUUGACCAUCCUUUUUCCCUUUAACUGCCUGGCUCCUCAUCUGACUCACACUGGCUGCAGGAUACUCAAUACUUUUUAUAUGUGCAUUGUUUUACCCUCCCCCACCCCCCUGAUUUUUUUUUUAACAUUUUGCAGUACUGCUUCCUAUUUUGGGGUUCUUAUUUAUUUUUGCACACAUUUUCCCUGGAUGGAUAUACACAGAAUGCUCUCCUAUUUUCUUACAAUUCUUUUGACUCUUUGCAUUGGGAAUACCUUAAGCUCCAGGAAACCAACUACAAGGAGACAAGAUCGAUUGGGGCCUCCACUGGAUAUUGUCCUCGAGGCACUGAACUGUACAGCUUUUAGCGUACAAUGGAGGAUGCCAAGACAGCAUGCAAAUACCAUCAAUGGCUACACGGUUUUCUACACAGAAGUAAUUAAUGGUAAACAUGUGAAGCAGCUCACGCACGAUGUUCCCCUUAAAAUGGACACAUUGAACUUGGGACAACUAGAUGCAUUGGUGACAUUUGAAGUCUCCAUUGGUGAUUUAAGACCAGGUACCCUGCAUCGUGUUAGCGUAGGCGCCUAUAGUUGGGCUGGAAAGGGCAGAGCAAGCAUGCCCAGAGAUGUGUCAACCCUAUCUCAAGACCAGUGUAUGAUACCAGACCCUCCCUUACAGCCUCAGGUUGUGGUGGUGUCAGACGUGGAGGUGGCUAUUUCAUGGAAACACGGAAUCAGUGAAGGAAGCUCACCUGUUCAAUAUUACACAGUGGAAUAUAUAAGGCCAGAAGUUGACAAUGUUUGGAUUGCUAUUAGAGAGAAAGUAGAAAUGGAUUCUAUGGUUCUGAAAGGUCUAACCCCCGAUACCAAGUAUCAGUUUGCAGUAAAAACAGUGAAUUCUUUUGGAGAGAGUGUCCUCAGUCCUCCGAGUGAUGUUGUCAAAACAUUCAGCACAGAUGAAUUUGGAUCUGGAAACUAUGUGCAUGGUUAUAUUACUGAACCUAAACCAAGUGACGAUGAUGGAUAUAAUGUUGAUGAUUCUGAUUAUGACAUUUAUAUUGAUGAAGUAAAACCACUUUCUACCACCAAGGAAGGGAAAAAGAAAACAGUUACUGAAUCAAAGGGAACAUCGGGCACUUAUACUAAGAUUAUUCCAUUGAAAAUGACAACCACCAAGUCUCCAGCUACGAUUACCAUUACUACUAAAGUUUUACCACAAACAUCUACAACAAGAGCAACCACAACAACUAAACCCAUCACAACUAGGGCUCCAAGAAGAAGUGUCUUUGUUUUUCCACCACGACUGUUUGAUCUGACGUGUGAGGAGACCAUCUGCCCAGCAGAUAGCUUCUGUCUUAAUGAUUAUGACCGUGGUGGCUCUCAGUGCCACUGUAGCCUAGGAAGAGGUGGAGAAACCUGUGAAGAUGAUAUCAGCGUACAAUAUCCACACUUCUAUGGUCAUUCAUAUAUGACAUUUGAACCAUUAAAGAACUCCUAUCAGAUGUUUCAAAUUACUGUUGAAUUCAGGGCUGGAAGGGAUGAUGGGUUACUGCUGUACUGUGGAGAAAAUGAAUACGGCCGUGGGGAUUUUAUGUCACUUGCAAUAAUACGCCGCAGUGUACAGUUCCGGUUUAACUGUGGCACAGGAGCUGCUGUUAUUACAAGUGACAGUAAGAUUAAACUAGGGCACUGGCACACCGUCACUGUGUACAGAGAAGGACUGAGUGGGUGGCUCAAGCUUGAUAACAGUUCUUCGGUAUCAGGAAAGUCACAGGGUCAGUACAGCAAAAUCACAUUCCGUUCCCCGUUCUACCUUGGUGGGGCUCCCAGUGCAUACUGGCUCGUUAAAUCGGCGGGAACUAAUCGAGGAUUUAAAGGAUGUGUACAGUCCCUGUCUGUAAACGGACGGAAUGUUGACAUGAGACCAUGGCCACUAGGGAAGGCUGUGAGUGGAGCAGACGUGGGUGACUGCAGCAUCGGGGUUUGUGAUGAGAUGCUCUGUAUUAAUGGUGGCUCCUGUAUACCUAAAACAGCAGAUUCCUAUAUGUGCCUCUGUCCCAUUGGAUUUCAGGGGCGAAACUGCGAGGAAGCAUUCGCUCUGGCAAUCCCACAGUUCAACGAAUCUAUUCGGUCAUAUGCAGUAACGAGGUGGCCUUUUGAACCGCAUCACUACCUUUCUUUCAUGGAGUUUGAUAUCACAUUUCGUCCCGACACAGAGGAUGGAACCAUACUGUACAGUUAUGACACGGACAGCAAAGAUUUUAUCUCAAUUACUUUGGUGAAAGGUUAUGUAGUAUUCCGAUUUGACUGUGGUUCAGGAACAGCUGUAAUAAGGAGUGAAAAACCUGUAAGUCUUGGACAAUGGCAUGAGUUACAAUUGUCUCGAACAGCAAAGAAUGGCAUCUUAGAAGUGGACAACCAAAAUCAAGUGGAGGGAAUGGCUGAGGGCGCGUUCACUCAAAUUAAAUGUAACACUGACAUCUACAUUGGUGGUGUUCCCAAUUAUGACACUGUGAAAAGGAACUCCGGAGUCGUGCGACCAUUCACUGGCAGUAUACAGAAGCUUAUACUCAAUGACCGGAUCAUUAACUUGGUGCAUGGCAUGAGUUCUGGGGUAAAUAUACACAAUGCUGCCCAUCCAUGUGCGACUAUACCCUGUGCCAAUGGUGGGAGCUGCAGACCCAAACACGAUACAUAUGAAUGUGACUGUCCUUUAGGGUUUGAUGGGAAAAACUGCCAGAAAGAAUGUGGGAACUACUGCUUUAAUAUAAUUACUGAAGCCAUUGAGAUCCCACAGUUUAUUGGGCGCAGUUAUCUAACCUAUGACAAUCCAGAGGUUCUUAAAAGAGUCUCCGGGUCACGAUCAAACAUUUUCAUGAGAUUUAAAACAACAGUUAAAGAUGGUCUUCUUAUGUGGAGGGGAGACAGCCCGAUGAAGGCAAACAGCGACUUCAUUUCAUUGGGUCUUCAAGAAGGAACUUUAGUUUUCAGUUAUAACUUGGGAAGUGGAAUGGUUUCUAUAAUGGUCAAUGGAACGUUCAAUGAUGGAAGAUGGCACAGGGUCAAAGCUGUACGUGAUGGUCAGUCAGGAAAAGUGACGGUUGAUGACUAUGGUGCAAGGACGGGCAAAUCACCUGGUCUGAUGCGUCAGUUGAAUAUUAAUGGAGACCUUUACGUUGGUGGAAUGAAGGAAAUUGCUCUACACACGAACAGACAAUACAUGGGAGGUCUGAUUGGAUGCAUUUCCCACUUAACACUCUCUACAGACUUCCACAUCUCAUUGGUUGAAGAUGCCUCAGAUGGAAAAAAUAUUAACACAUGUGGGGCAAAGUAGAACGAAAGAACUCUUGUAGUAGACUUAUGAUCCCUUUUUACUCACGAAACAAAAUAACCUUUUGCACUCCUAAGGACAAUUUGACAUUCAUCUAAACAUUUUUCCACAAAGCAGAAGUGUCUUACCAAAGUCAGUAACGUAUAUUAUGGUCUCUGUUGCUUCUAUUUCCAGGACUCUUGAAUUUUAGAUUGGUGUGUGACUUACAUGACAUAAAAUUUGCCUUUCUCAUAGAAAGAUCACAACAUUUUUUAAAGUCACUGAAAGAUCCCAUCACGUUGAAUGAAGUGUCACCCAACCGGCCCAUCGUCCUGUUCAACAAUACCUGGUCUGCAACAAUGUUUUAUCACCAAAGAUCUUGUGCAAAUUAUGUGUAUAAUAAUAUAAUAUUAAUGAUACAUGGUUGGAUAAAUAGAUCAAUAUAUUUAAAUGGUGUUCUGUUUCAUUGGCAACAUGUAUAUAAUACCAAAAGGACCACCAAACAGUGUGCACAGAUGCCGAACCCAAAAGGUAUUGAUCAUCAGAAGCGGAAUUCUGUUAUUUCUUUACGACCUUCCAAUUUUUUUGUGAUGUUUAUACUGCCUCUUUGUAUAACUGUAACAAGACUCAAUCACAAAAUGUUUUUUCCCCACACAAUAAAUGUAUCCCCUCCAGCCCCCAUAGAAAGCAGCUGCCUUACAAUAUUUAUAAUGUUUGUUAUGGAUUAAGGUUUGGAUUUGUGCUGAAUUCCGACAUUAUGGAAUAGUCUGCCACUUGAGUGAAACAGAGUACUUAAUUCAACAUAUGUAUCACUCACUGCUCACUUGAUGACCGGGUUUGUAGCCCAUCCAUUGGGAUAAAUUAAUGAAAUGUGCACCUCACAACGUAAGUUUGCGUUUGUGGGUUAUAUGUUUUAUUUUUAUUAAUCAGGAAAGUUAGCACGUUUCAAAACCCAUGGUUGCAUUCCUAAAGAAUAGGAAGCAUGUAUUUAUUUUUAUUUUCCUUCCAAGCUCGGUUAGUAGCACAAGAGAUUCUAUGAUCUCUACAGAUUGCUACAAAACAAAUCUUUGUCAAUAUGAAAUAAACCCUCUAGUUGACUAUCAAGCAGCUAAAGACAACUUAUCUGUUUCAAAGCCAGCGAGAGGCAGCCUGUAAAAUAAAUGACAACUUGCAUCUUCCUAAGAUUUCUAGAAAUCGCAGUCUUUGGUUACAAAGAAAAAAACAAAACAAAACCUUCAGGGAAGGAGCUUCAUUGAUUUACCAAAGUAAAACUGUAUUAAUGAGUUUUAUUCUCUAAAAUUGUGUUUGAGUGAAAUACUUUCGGCUUGGUUAUGUAUCACUUAACAUGCGCUACCCUUCCAUAGAAAAUUCAUAUGAGGCUGGCUAGACAGAGCACGUUGUAUGUACUAUGUUAGCUUUUAUCCAUUAUCACAUAAAAGUAAUAUAUAUUUAACAGAAGAUACAGGGUAUAAAGUACACGACUGUGAAAAUACCUUUUUUUCCCAGACAUUACUUAACCAAUCUAGGAGCCCAUAUUGUGUUGAAAACUUAAAUGUUAAUAAGGAAACAAGUUAUGAGGGUAGCGGCCUUAACCAGAUAUCUCCAUACUUUUCUUGGAGUGUCCUAGACAUUAUAGAUAAAGACACGGACCGUCCUUUGAUAAUGUCCACCGUGGUGCAUUUGUGAUCUCUUUCUAACCAAAGUAUGUUGACCCCUAACAUUUGUGGUGAAGUUAGGUUUGCUUUAGAAUUGGAAUUUACAUAGGUGGCAUUUGAUGCAGUAUUAUAGUUUAAUAUAUGCUUUGUUUGCCCCAGGAACUCCACCUGUUGGUAUAUUAAAAUACUUGGUAAUUUUGUGAAAACAGAUAACUUCCAACAUGGUCAUCUGACACUUAACAAGCCAAUUUUAUGUACCAAAAUGUGGAAUGUAAUAGGUGUUAAAAAAAGAAGCAAUUUUAAUAAUUUAAACAUUUUGCCCAAAUAAAACAUUGUUCAUGAGAAGGAUGUUGAUCUACAGUAUUUUAUAUUGUGUCCUAAGUCCUGGCCCUCUUUGUAGAACAGAACUAGAACUUUUGUAUAUGUAUAUUUUUAUAGAACCAAAAUAUAAAAGACUCUACCAAAUGUACUUUUGAACCUUAGGUGUAUUACACUUUUUGCACAACUUCCUAAAACAUAUAAAAAUGUUUUGUUUUUUUUGUGUCUGGAAAUGUUCCCUUAGAACAUCUUUUAUGGUAAAAGUUGUAUAUAGAAUGUGUCUGUUUAAAACAGAUUAAACAAUUUUGUCUCAAUGUUAA
Molecule: messenger RNA, 5712 nt
Organism: Pelobates fuscus (common spadefoot toad)
Lineage: Eukaryota; Metazoa; Chordata; Amphibia; Anura; Pelobatidae
Gene: EGFLAM
Product: EGF like, fibronectin type III and laminin G domains
Exons: 24
Coding region: 210-3443 (1077 amino acids)
Molecular function (GO): calcium ion binding; protein binding
Source: RefSeq, a predicted model, not a curated record